This is a messenger RNA of Papaver somniferum (opium poppy), 1404 nucleotides long. RefSeq lists its product as uncharacterized. The transcript has a single exon. The record is from RefSeq and is a predicted model, not a curated record. Gene Ontology annotation, molecular function: catalytic activity. The coding region runs from base 1 to 1404 and encodes 467 amino acids. Lineage: Eukaryota; Viridiplantae; Streptophyta; Magnoliopsida; Ranunculales; Papaveraceae.
AUGAAAAUUUUAAGCUGGAAUUGUCAUGGUUUUUUAGGAAAGGAAACCAGAGAUCAUCUUAUGCAUUUAAACAAUAUCCACUCUCCAGAUAUCAUCUUCUUGUCUGAAACUAAGAUAAAUGAUAAUAGAAUUUUAAAUCUUACUAAUGGCUUAAUAUUACCCAAUAAAUCUUAUGUUCCCUUUGUGGGUCAGGCAGGUGGUAUUAUUCUUCUAUGGAAAGAUGGUUUCACUCUAGAAAUCCUAAAUUCUUCUAGCAAUAUGUUUCAUGCUCUUGUUAAGAAUGAUCCUAGUAAAGGAGAAUGGUUCCUUUCUUGUCUAUAUGGCACUUCUUAUACAAAUGAACAACCUGCUCAGUGGGACUAUAUUAAAAGAUUGAGUACCUUAGUUAACAUUCCAUGGGUCCUUUUAGGAGAUAUUAAUAUCACUAUGAAUGACUCUGAAAGAAACACAAACACUGAGUUCACUACUCCUGAAGUCUUAGAAAGUUUUAGAGAGUCUGAUCUUCAUGACUUAGGUUUUAGUAGAAAUCCUUUCACCGGGACUAGUAAUAGUCAUGGAACUGGCAGAAUAAAAUCUAGACUAGAUAGGGCUCUAGUUAAUAGUGAAUGGACACUUAGUUAUCCAGAUUCCAAACUAUUGCACUUAACUCAAAAAGGUUCUGAUCAUCUGCCUAUUAUUUUAACCAUGUACAACAAGCCUAGUCAAUCAGGUAAGAACUGGAAAUUCUUUAAACAUUGGUUACAAAAUAAUUCUUGUAGAGAUACUAUUAUGAAUGCUUGGAACUCUAACAAAACAGGUUCUGCAGCUUUCAUCUUCUUUGAUAAACUGUCUAAUACUAGACAUAUCUUAUCUCAGUGGAGUAAAAAUAUUUUUGGAGAAAUUAAUUCAAAAGUUACUAGUCUUCAACAAGAAUUGUCUCAUCUACAAGAAACUGAUGUUCAAGGUUCUAAUAUUGCUGAUGUUUUAAGGUUGGAGAAAGAGAUUGAUGCACUUAACGAAAUUCAAUCUAGGUAUAACAGGCAGAAAUCCAGGGAUCACUUCUAUAAUGACAUGGAUAAAUACUCAAAGUACUUCCAUAUUAGAGAAAAUCAAAUAAGAAUCAGAAACAAAAUUGACUCCUUGCAAGCAGCAGAUGGCUCAUGGUGCCAAGAUAGAAGUUCAAUAGAGAGUCUCUUGGUAUCUCACUUCAAGAACAUUAGCUCAACUUCAAAUCCUUCAGUCAGUUCAGUUUUUCUCCAGCACAUAUCAUCUUGCAUCUCAGAACAAGAUAAUGUUGAAUUAGUAGCCAUUCAUACUAAGCUAGAGAUACAUCAAGCUUUAAUGACUAUAGAACCUUGGACUUCACCUGGACCUGAUGGUUUUCCACCAGGAUUUUAUCAAUCCCAAUGGAAGAUACUUAAAUAA